AUGGAUACCGCAAACGUAGGAUAUUCGUACCAUCUGCCCAGUGGCGGAUGGAAUUACAAAAUUCGUAAUACGCUGUCCCAAUUUAGUGAUUUAUUUAGUGAAUUCAACAAAUAUAUAGCACCAGCUUACCACCACGAUCGUUGUGAAAGAUCAGUUCAAAUGAGGAUUUAUUCAAUGCACAAAGGAGAAUUCGUGAUGGUUUUUAUAGCAUUUUUUGCUUGCUUUGGCCUUGGUGUAUUUAUAGGGUUAGCAGGUCCGUCUCCAACAUUAACAACGUCAGUGUCCAGUGGUGUGAAUGCCAGUUCCUUGGCCCACGGACCUUACCGCCUUCGAAGCCCCGCGAUGGGAGCCCGCGCUCAGCAGCUGUGGCUGUUAGCGGAAAUACUCACAGAUAAUGACGACGAAGAGAUAUUCGACAAGAGCUUUCAAAUAAGUAUAUCAAUAGACGGCGUGUUGAGUGAUCACACGACCGUGACACUCCUACCCGAGUCGGAGGCGACUAACAGGACACAACAUCUGAAAUGCAAGAAGCAGGUAUGUGAGGAAGUGAUGGUGCUACACUUGGGUUCAUUAGAGUACACGCACUACGUGUUCAACCUACACUUCUACGGUCUAGAGGAGUUCCAUAAACGUUAUAAUAUACGUGAAAUCAUUUUUUACUUCAAAACCUACAAUCCAGUGUUCACACAAAUGGAGACCUGGUUCAGAUUCAUCUUCCUCCUCACAACAUUCAUUGUAGCCUGUUGGUUCGGCCACACGCUCCGUCGAUAUUCCACACAAGACUGGGCCAUUGAACAGAAGUGGGUCUCUAUACUACUACCGAUGCUACUACUGUAUAAUGACCCCCUGUUCCCUCUCCGCCUCAUAUCAAGCGGUGUGUUUUCUCCUCUCGUGGAUGUCAUCUUACAAACGUCGUUCUUAUCAUCAUUAUUACUGUCGUGGCUGGCGCUCUAUCACGGACUAAGACAGAACGAGAGAGGAUUUGUAUCUUUCUAUCUGCUGAAAGUUAUAAUAGUGGGAAUGAUCUGGGUGCCGGCCAUGGUGCUUGGGUUUUGGCAAAAAUACUACGGCUACUACGACCCUACAUACAAUUACUAUAUGAACCCUAAUUAUCCGGUGGUGAAAAUAAUGUUCUUCGUGGCUGUGACGUUAUAUUUCCUGUAUCUACUCGUCCUUAUUGUUAAAGCCUAUAGUGAUUUACGUAACAUGCCAUUUUUCGACGUCCGUCUCCGCUGCCUAUCCCUAUCAGUGUGUAUCGUGUGUGUCGUGUGUUCGUGUGUGUGCGCGCGUGGCUGGGGCCCGGCGGGGCUGCAGGACCACUGGGCCUCUCAGGCCUCCGCACGCUACGACACGUCCGCGACAUUCAUGGCGCUAUACGGACUGUUCAACUUCAACGUGUACAUCAUGGCAUAUCUGUUCUCGCCAGGAACGGGCGCUGUACACGAGACGGCCAUAACCAAAGACAAUCCAGCGUUUUCUAUGAUCAACGAUUCCGAUGAAGAAGUUAUCUAUGGCUCGGACGAAGAAAGCAGACGGCCUCUUAACUCUCACUCACAUAGAGCGGCUACAGAAGAUAUAUGA
Molecule: messenger RNA, 1581 nt
Organism: Danaus chrysippus (African queen)
Lineage: Eukaryota; Metazoa; Arthropoda; Insecta; Lepidoptera; Nymphalidae
Source: the annotation of a GenBank genome assembly